GGUCAUGUAGGGAUCCCACCCCUUCUCUGUGUUUUCACUCUGAAGCGCUACACAACUUUACACCUGAAUGAACGCCAAACCUCUGUGGAUAUAUAAAGGGAACAUUAAGGAGGAAUUUCACAGUUACAGUGCAGAAGCAGAGGGAAAGGAAUUAUUAACCAGCUCCUCAGCCAAGCAAAUCCUCUACUCACCAUGCUUCCUCCUGCCAUUCAUUUCUAUCUCAUUCCCCUUGCAUGCAUCCUAAUGAAAAGCUGUUUGGCUUUUAAAAAUGAUGCCACAGAAAUCCUUUAUUCACAUGUGGUUAAACCUGUUCCAGCACACCCCAGCAGCAACAGCACGUUGAAUCAAGCCAGAAAUGGAGGCAGGCAUUUCAGUAACACUGGACUGGAUCGGAACAGAAAAAAAAGCUGGAGGAGUCAGCAUCAUUUCCAGCUGUUUCCAGGUGCAUUUAUUCCCAAGGCAGCUACAGGAAGGUAGAGUUCAAGUGGGCUGUCGGGAACUGCGUUCCACCAAGUAUAUCUCUGAUGGCCAGUGCACCAGUAUCAGCCCUCUGAAGGAGCUGGUGUGUGCUGGUGAGUGCUUGCCCCUGCCAGUGCUCCCUAACUGGAUCGGUGGAGGCUAUGGAACAAAGUACUGGAGCAGGAGGAGCUCCCAGGAGUGGAGGUGUGUCAAUGACAAAACGCGCACGCAGAGGAUCCAGCUGCAGUGCCAAGAUGGCAGCACACGCACCUACAAAAUCACGGUGGUCACGGCCUGCAAGUGCAAGAGGUACACCCGGCAACACAACGAGUCCAGCCACAACUUCGAGAGCGUGUCCCCGGCCAAGCCAGCGCAGCAUCACAGAGAGCGGAAGAAAGCCAGCAAAUCCAGCAAGCACAGCAUGAGUUAGAACUCAGACUCUCAGACUGGACUAACUAGUUAACCAUCUGCUUUACAGAUUUGAUUGCUUGGAGGACUCUGCCUGCCAUUGCUAUUUUCUCACUUGAAAGUCUAUGCUUUCUGCUUUGAUCAAACCCAGAAAGCUGUCCUAAGUAUCAGGACCUUCUCUGGGAAAAGGUUUUCCUUUUCAAGUUUUUCAAGAUGUAUGAGUGCAAUUUGCAUUUAAAUUCCACUCCUUCUGUAGUUUUAAUUCCCUAUCAUUCUUAAAAGAUUAUUGAUACUACAUACAUGCUGAAUCAUAACAGAUUAAAGGAGAAAAGGGCCUUUCUUGCUCUCCAUUCCCUAGCCCCUCCCCCUCCCUUCAAAACAGAAGGGUUUUUUUUUUUUUUUUAAAUGUUGCCACUAAUCUUCACAGCAACAUUUCAGAAAGGUGCUUUUUCAGUAAUUUUCAUGGGAACAAUUUAGCAGCCAUGAGUGAUCUUCCUUUGAAAGAGCGAGGAAGACCUUGUGACAUUUCACUUCAAAAAUAAGCCCUGUAGCUUUCUACAGUUUCAUAGUAUGAAAUUAUCCCCUGCAUGCUGACCCUCACUUGGAAUGGAAUGCCAGGAAUGCAUGACAGCAGCUAAUAAGUAAAGCUGAUUAUUUAUUUGUCAAUGUUAUUAUUUAAUGAGCUUUCACAUGUGAUUUUUUCAAAAUAUUAAUUUUUUUAUGUUUUGCAACUUUUCAUGUACCUAAAUAUUUUCCUGUGUGAUUUGUGUUUGAUCUAGAAAUAUAAAAAUACAUGUAGAUAUGUAAAAUAAAUAUUUUAGUCUCUUUAUUACACAUAUUUCAUCAUGAACUUUACAAUAGUAUGGAUCUUUUUAAAUUAAUAACAUGCUUUGUAAAGCUGAAAAGUGUAAUACUUCUUACUUAGUCUGUGCAAUCAGAAGGUAACUUGACUUUCUAUUCUAUUGGUUUCUUUUAACAAAAUUAAACACUGUUAAAAGUUA
Molecule: messenger RNA, 1868 nt
Organism: Castor canadensis (American beaver)
Lineage: Eukaryota; Metazoa; Chordata; Mammalia; Rodentia; Castoridae
Source: RefSeq, a predicted model, not a curated record